Messenger RNA from Dendronephthya gigantea, 503 nucleotides. Its product is annotated as 60S ribosomal protein L27-like. Gene Ontology annotation, biological process: translation. Gene Ontology annotation, cellular component: ribosome; cytosolic large ribosomal subunit. The coding region runs from base 48 to 458 and encodes 136 amino acids. Gene Ontology annotation, molecular function: structural constituent of ribosome. The transcript is spliced from 4 exons. The record is from RefSeq and is a predicted model, not a curated record. Lineage: Eukaryota; Metazoa; Cnidaria; Anthozoa; Malacalcyonacea; Nephtheidae.
UAUAUCAAAUACGUUCUCUUUUGAUUUUUUUGCCCGAUAGAAAGGCCAUGGGGAAGUUUAUUAAAUCUGGCAGAGUUGUACUCCUCCUAAAUGGAAGAUAUGCAGGGCGAAAGGCAGUAAUUGUUAAGAACUAUGAUGAGGCAACCUCUGACAAACCAUAUGGUCAUGCCUUAGUUGCUGGUAUUGACAGAUAUCCACUUAAAGUGAAUAAGAAAAUGGGCAAGAAACGGACAGCCAGACGGUGUAAGAUCAAACCAUUUGUGAAAGUUGUGAAUUAUAACCAUAUCAUGCCCACAAGGUACUCUGUUGAUGUACAAAUUGACAAAAGUAUUGUGAAUAAAGAUAUUUUGAAAGAUGUUGCAACCAAACGUAAAGCCAGAACAGAAGUGAAAUCAAAAUUUGAGGAAAGAUACAAGACAGGAAAAAACAAGUGGUUCUUCCAGAAGCUUCGGUUUUAGGAUAUGGAUGUAAAAUUCACAUGAAAUAAAAUUGCCCACCAUAUA